ACUGUGAGGAGAUAUUCCAGGUUGCACAAUGGAACUGAAAUAAAACCCUAGCUGAUCAAUUUUAUAACAUGCUGUGUGAUUAGUAUGACCUCUUGUGUUAAACACAGGAAUAUUCAUUUUUUACUUGCAUAAUGCAAGUAGAUGAAAUGUCUGAAAGUUAGUAACAACACUGCUCUUGCCAUUUCUAUAAAUCAACAGGUUAGCAGCGGUGGAGAGGCUUGUAAGUUUUAUAUAUGAAUUAGAAAAAUAAACGCCAUAAUUUCCCCAUAUGGAAUACACCUACCAUAUAUUUUGGUCUACUGACACUUUUAAAGUUCAAUUUUUUCUUCAAAAUUAAGAUUAAAUUGCAGGACAACGCCUCAGUGACUUCUAAAUAAAACAUGCAGAUUUACAAUUUUCUCAAUAAGCCUUUCAUCAUAAACUAGGUCCUGAGGACUUCUGUUAAGGAGAACGCUUAAAAGGUUUAAGCAAACAUUAAGGACACGGCAUGAACACAAAAGGGGUGAUUAAACCUUGGCUUACCUAAAUCUUUAACUAGUCCACAAAACAUCUAUUUUAACAGCAUGCUUGUGCAGGACUUUCAUUUACAGAGUGAUAAAAGCCCAGGUUCCUUUAAGAUUCUCAUUUUCUAAGAUCCAUUUGAUUUGUAUGCGUUUGAAAACACAGGCAAGAUAGAAACAGUGAGAUGGAAUUAUAGCAACUAGUUUUUUUCGAACAAACAAUGGAAGAUUUGAAGCUGUGCCAAACAGCCUGUUCAUUCUUGAAAAUGUCUUUUUUCUUGGUCUUUGGUGCUCAAGCGAACUGAGUGCAAUGGAGAGCAUCCAAAUACACUUCAAUGUAAUUUAAAAACACCAACUGAAGUACUUGGAAAGUGCUUUAUCAUUCACUCAAGAAUGUGUGUGUGGAUUUUUAUGCACAAGUUGCCUGUAUUGGUCACUCUCUAAAUAAUCUAUAUUGUACAACCAUGAUAUUUACUGUAUUAGUGAGGGUUGUUUGUGUGUGAGCAAUAUGUGCUUUAUUUAAAGGUACACCUUGGAAUAAAUCAGUGGAAUUUUAUAGCCGAGUAUAUUUUAAAACUUUGUUAACGCCUCACCCAUAUUUCUAAUCUGCAAGCCAUUCAAGGCUCUAGAGUUUCAGAGGAAACUGGAUGUUGUGUUAGACAUAGAAAUUUUAAGGGCAUAGGCUUUUAUCCUAGAAGGGCUUGGUGAGUUUUGUCUUUAAUGUUAGCGAGAAGUUGAAGAUGUAAAGAAACCUUCCACACUAUCAAAUUUCCUAGUUGAUUUUUCAAGCUGCUAGAACAGUGCUGCCUGACUGGAGAAAAAAAACAACAAACCCAAAACAAAGCCAACAAAACCAAACAAACAGAAACUCUCCAACAAAACAAACCCUCUUGUAAUCUCACCUAGGGGACAGGAAUGGCACACCUGUAACAAGGUAAGUCACUUACCGCGUUCACGAUUGCUCUCUUAAAGACUCUUUCUUUAAGUAAAUGCAGGGACUCUGCCUGGUGCAGACAUUAUUCUGCCACAGGGAGCUGCGGGAAUGAAUUAUUCGGUGACAGUUGGGAGCGGAAGGGGAAGAGGCAGAAUGGUAGCCAGCGACUAGCGCAAGGACUGCACUGUUGCGGGGGGACGCAGCCACCAAGCGACACCGACCCUGUUCCACGGUGAAGCUCCAGCCGGAGCGGAGCUCCCGGGUGUCCCGGGUGGCGGCCGGCGGGAAGGGGCAGCCCCCGGCCCUCCCGCUCCCGGUGACAGGCGGAGAUGUGCCGGGGCGGGCUCUCCGCUACCCGGCCCCACGGCAGCUCCCAGGGCCACUGCCUCUCCCGUCUCGCUGCGGCGGCCCGCAGCAGGCGGCGGAGCGGAGCAAGCGCGGCGUUGUGUUUUGCAGGGCGGCGGCGGCGGCGGCGACGGGCGAGAGACGCUGCUGGACAGCUCCGGAGCGCGGCGCCCAUGUUCCGGAGACGGUGCAGAUGUGACGUGAUGCCCAUUGUUUUGGUCCGCCCGACCAAUGGAACGCAGCGGCUGGAUCCUACGGGUGCCGGGAUGGGCCCUUCGUGGCGGCAGCAGGACUCUCCCCUGCCGACCAUAACGCAUUGCGCAGCGUGCACCACCGCCCGGUCCUCCUGCGGCUUUAACGGCAGCGGCAUGGAGGCGCCGCGCCAGUUUCCGGCGGGCUUCGGCCCCGAGCAGCAGCAGCAGCAGCAGCAGCAGCAGCAGCAGCAGCAGCAGCAGCAGCAGCAGCAGCAGCAGCAGCAGCAGCGCCCGCUGCACUGUCAGCAGCAGCACGGCCAGGACAAGCAGAGCCUCCUCCAGCAGCAGCAGCAGAGCCCAUGCCUCCAGUGCAACAACUGCGCCUACUACGGGGCUGCUGCGGCAGGCGCGGGGGAUAACCUGCCUCUGCUGCUCCGCGCCUCCUCGCCCCACUCGGGCACCUUCCGGACUCAUUCCUCACCACUGUCCUCCGCCGCCUCCUCCCGGCAGGGCAGCCAGCUGAACGUCAGCGAGUUCACCCCCUCCAGCCAUGCCGGCGCGUCCAGGCAGCACCAUCAGUACGCCCAGUACCACCAGUGCCACAGCCUGCAGCAGCAGCAGGCAGCCAGCCCUAGCAGCAGUAUCAGCAGUGGCAGCACCCACCACUACCAUCACCACCAUCAUCUCCACCACCACCACCAGCGCCGGGAGAGCAACCCCUUCACCGAAAUAGCCAUGAGCAGCUGCAGGUACAACGGCGGCGUCAUGCGGCCGCUCAGCAACCUGAGCUCGUCCCGCAGGAACCUACAAGAGCUGGACUCCGAGUCGCAGCCGCUCCAGCAGCCGCUCGCCAGCCCCGCCGCCGCGGCCGGCACGGGCACUGCCGCUGCCCCGGAGAUCGUGGUCUCCAAGCCCGAGCACAACAACUCCAACAACCUGGCGCUCUACGGCCCCGCCGGCCCUGGUCCCGGACCUGGGCCCGGCCCUGGCCCGGGCAGCACCAACAACGGCGGGGGCAAGUCCAGCAAGAAGAAGAACCAGAACAUCGGCUACAAGCUGGGGCACCGCCGGGCGCUCUUCGAGAAGCGCAAGCGCCUCAGUGACUACGCGCUCAUUUUCGGCAUGUUCGGCAUCGUCGUCAUGGUCAUCGAGACCGAGCUAUCCUGGGGCGCCUACACCAAGGAGUCGCUGUAUUCCCUUGCUCUGAAAUGCCUUAUUAGCCUCUCCACGAUUAUCCUGCUCGGGCUCAUCAUCGUGUACCAUGCAAGGGAAAUCCAGUUGUUCAUGGUGGACAAUGGAGCAGAUGACUGGAGAAUAGCCAUGACUUAUGAGCGUAUUUUCUUUAUCUGCUUGGAAAUAUUGGUGUGUGCUAUACAUCCCAUACCUGGGAACUAUACAUUCACAUGGACAGCCCGGCUCGCCUUUUCUUACGCUCCGUCCACAACAACAGCUGAUGUGGAUAUUAUUUUGUCUAUACCAAUGUUCUUAAGACUGUAUCUUAUUGCCAGAGUUAUGCUUUUGCAUAGCAAACUUUUCACUGAUGCCUCGUCUAGAAGCAUUGGAGCAUUAAAUAAGAUAAACUUCAAUACCCGUUUUGUUAUGAAGACUCUAAUGACAAUAUGUCCAGGAACUGUACUGUUGGUUUUUAGUAUCUCAUUAUGGAUAAUUGCUGCAUGGACUGUCCGAGCUUGUGAAAGGUACCAUGAUCAACAGGAUGUUACUAGCAACUUUCUUGGAGCAAUGUGGUUGAUUUCAAUAACUUUUUUAUCCAUUGGAUAUGGUGACAUGGUACCUAAUACAUACUGUGGGAAAGGAGUCUGUUUACUCACUGGAAUAAUGGGUGCUGGGUGUACUGCACUGGUGGUAGCUGUCGUGGCAAGGAAGUUAGAACUUACCAAAGCUGAAAAACAUGUGCAUAAUUUCAUGAUGGACACCCAGCUAACUAAAAGAGUGAAAAAUGCAGCGGCCAAUGUACUCAGGGAAACAUGGUUAAUUUAUAAAAACACAAAGCUGGUUAAAAAGAUAGACCAUGCAAAAGUAAGGAAACAUCAACGCAAAUUCUUGCAAGCUAUUCAUCAAUUAAGAAGUGUAAAAAUGGAACAAAGAAAACUGAAUGAUCAAGCCAACACUUUGGUGGACCUGGCAAAGACUCAAAACAUCAUGUAUGACAUGAUUUCUGACUUAAAUGAAAGAAGUGAAGAUUUUGAGAAGAGAAUUGUUACUCUGGAAACUAAACUGGAAACUUUAAUUGGUAGCAUCCAAGCUCUCCCUGGACUGAUUAGCCAGGCAAUCAGCCAGCAACAGAGGGAUUUCCUCGAGGCUCAGAUACAAAAUUAUGAUAAGCAUGUUGCCUACAGUGCUGAACGAUCACGAUCUUUGUCAAGAAGAAGGAGAUCAUCCUCUACAGCACCACCAACUUCAUCAGAGAGUAGCUAGAAGAGAAUAAGUUAACCACAAAAUAAAGACUUUUUGCCAUCAUAUGGUCAAUAUUUUAGCUUUUAUUGUAAAGCCCUAUGGUUCUAACCAGUGUUAUCUGGGUUCUGAUGUCAGAGUCCUAGAAACCUGAACAUGUUUUAGGCCAAAAUGAGUGAAAACUCUUCUUUUUUCCCCCGUCCUCCUCUCAGAUGCACAGUGAAUGCACCUAUUACUGCUAUAUUAGAUUGUUCUUUCUGUAAUUUCACUAACUUUUUAAUCAUGCACUUCAAACAAAUUUUACUACCACAGUAUAUAAUAUAAUAAAAAGGUUAAUUUCUGCA
Messenger RNA from Strigops habroptila (Kakapo), 4729 nucleotides. RefSeq names its product potassium calcium-activated channel subfamily N member 2 (gene KCNN2). The coding region runs from base 1764 to 4409 and encodes 881 amino acids. Gene Ontology annotation, biological process: potassium ion transmembrane transport. NCBI's taxonomy places the organism in Eukaryota, Metazoa, Chordata, Aves, Psittaciformes, Psittacidae. The record is from RefSeq and is a predicted model, not a curated record. The transcript has 9 exons. Gene Ontology annotation, cellular component: neuronal cell body; plasma membrane; neuron projection. Gene Ontology annotation, molecular function: small conductance calcium-activated potassium channel activity; calmodulin binding.